This is a messenger RNA of Medicago truncatula (barrel medic), 2502 nucleotides long. RefSeq lists its product as uncharacterized. The transcript has 3 exons. NCBI's taxonomy places the organism in Eukaryota, Viridiplantae, Streptophyta, Magnoliopsida, Fabales, Fabaceae. The coding region runs from base 1113 to 2186 and encodes 357 amino acids. The record is from RefSeq and is a predicted model, not a curated record.
CUUCUGUUUCUGAAACAAAACUCGAGAUAGAGUUGGGUGGUGCACCUCUUCUUGAAGAUCUUUAUGUAAACUAUUGUGGUUUGCAAGGGAUGGAUAAAACAAGGAUAAGAAGCGCGCCAGUUAUAGACGGACACUUGUUCCCAUACUUAAAAUCACUAAUCAUGGAGAGCUGUAACAAAAUAAGUGUCUUGUUAUCUUUUUCGUCUAUGAGAUAUCUUGAGCGUCUAGAGAAGCUACACGUAUUGAAUUGCAGAAACUUAAAUGAGAUAGUAUCUCAAGAAGAAUCAGAAUCAAGUGAAGAAAAGAUUGUGUUCCCAGCAUUGCAAGAUCUGCUUCUUGAAAACCUUCCAAACCUUAAGGCUUUCUUCAAAGGACCCUGUAAUCUUGAUUUUCCAUCACUACAAAAAGUGGACAUCACAGAUUGCCCUAAUAUGGAAUUGUUUUCACGAGGACUUUGUAGUGCACAGAAUCUUGAGGAUAUCAACAUAUGUCAGAAUGAAUUAUGCAUCACCAGCUACAUAAAUAAGAAUGACAUGAAUGCCACUAUACAAAGAUCUAAAGCAUGUGUGGAAUUGAAAAGUUCUGAGAUGUUGAACUGGAAGGAGCUAAUUGAUAAAGACAUGUUUGGAUACUUUUCCAAAGAAGGGGCAAUAUACAUCAGAGAAUUUCGUAGAUUAUCAAUGCUUGUACCAUUCAGUGAGAUACAAAUGCUUCAACAUGUAAGGAUACUCGGUGUAGGUGACUGUGAUUCAUUGGUUGAGGUGUUUGAAUCAGAAGGAGAAUUUACAAAAAGGGGUGUCGCUACACAUUAUCAUCUACAAAAGAUGACACUGGAAUAUUUGCCAAGAUUGAGUCGCAUAUGGAAACACAAUAUCACAGAGUUUGUAAGCUUUCAGAAUCUAACAGAAAUUGAAGUUUCUGAUUGCCGCAAUUUGAGGAGUUUGCUCUCCCAUUCUAUGGCUAGAAGCCUUGUGCAACUUCAAAAAAUAGUAGUUGUUAGAUGUGGAAUCAUGGAGGAGAUAAUAACAAUAGAAGGGGAAUCUAUAGAAGGAGGCAACAAAGUCAAGACUUUAUUUCCUUAGUUGGAGGAAUUGACACUUUUAAAUCUUCCUAUGUUGAAAUGUGUUUGUUCAGGAGAUUAUGACUAUGAUAUCCCUUUAUGCACUGUUGAAGUGGACAAGGAAUUCAAUAAUAAUGAUAAGGUUCUGAUUUCAUUUCCACAAUUAAAGGAUUUAGUGCUUCGUGAAGUACCAGAGCUCAAGUGUUUUUGUUCAGGAGCGUACGACUAUGAUAUCAUGGUGUCGUCAACUAAUGAGUAUCCAAAUACGACAACCUUUCCCCAUGGAAACGUUGUUGUAAACACACCCAUCCUUCGUAAACUAGACUGGAAUCGAAUUUAUAUAGAUGCACUCGAAGACCUUAAUUUGACAAUAUAUUAUCUUCAAAAUUCAAAGAAAUACAAGGUGGAAUUACAAAAAUUAGAGACAUUUAGAGAUAUAGAUGAAGAGCUUGUUGGCUACAUCAAAAGAGUAACAAAUCUUGACAUUGUAAAGUUUAACAAGCUAUUGAAUUGCAUUCCAUCCAACAUGAUGCAAUUAUUCUCACAUGUGAAGUCUCUAACAGUGAAAGAAUGUGAGUGCUUAGUAGAGAUAUUUGAAUCAAAUGAUAGCAUCUUGCAGUGUGAACUAGAGGUCUUAGAAAUAGAAUUGUUUUCUCUUCCAAAACUGAAGCACAUAUGGAAAAAUCAUGGUCAAACUUUAAGGUUCGGGUGUUUAGAAGAGAUAAGGAUCAAGAAGUGCAAUGAUUUGGAAUAUGUGAUUCCGGAUGUUUCCGUGGUCACAAGCCUUCCAAGUUUGGUGUCGAUUCGUGUGUCUGAAUGCGAGAAGAUGAAGGAGAUCAUUAGGAAUAAUUGUUCACAACAGAAAGCUAAGAUUAAAUUUCCAAUAUUGGAGGAAAUAUUACUAGAGAAGCUUCCUAGCCUCAAAUGUUUCAGUGAAAGCUAUUUCCCUUGCUAUGUUGAGAUGCCAAAAUGUGAGUUGAUAGUAAUUAAUGACUGCCCAGAGAUGAAGACCUUUUGGUACGAAGGAAUCUUAUACACUCCAGGUCUUGAAGAGAUUUAUGUAGAAAAUACUAAAUUUGACAAAGAUGAAGAUGUUAAUGAAGUGAUACAACGACAGAAUAAAUGAUUGAGUGUUUGGUGUGAGGUAUGAAUUAUUACAACUAUCUCCUUUUGUCCCUCCUACCUAUGUCUCUUUCCUCACUCGUUUAUAAUCUCUGGUUUAGAGAAGAACCCAUCUUCUUUAAUGCAUGAAUUUCUCAUUGAAGUUUCGAAAAUAAUUUCACAUAAAGGAACUAAGAUUUUGUGUACAACUUUAUCAAUUAGGAGGGAUACAAAAUGUCCAACAUUCCAUUUGGACUAAUUCAUUCAUGCUGAUCUUUUACUCUUGCCGUCUUUGCAAGAAACUUGUAAGAAGUGUGAUUUGCGUCACUUAUUAUAUUUCU